Mytilus trossulus (common blue mussel) is the source of this 1887-nucleotide messenger RNA. RefSeq lists its product as uncharacterized. The record is from RefSeq and is a predicted model, not a curated record. The transcript is spliced from 2 exons. Lineage: Eukaryota; Metazoa; Mollusca; Bivalvia; Mytilida; Mytilidae. Bases 82 to 1356 code for a protein of 424 amino acids.
CAUUAGCAUAAAUUCUCACUCAUAUCCAUGUUCAUUUCGUUACUUUCGACACAUUGUAGUUGUCACGUUAGUGACUAGACAAUGAUUUCCAUGGUUAUAUUUCUUCUGGGAUGUUUACUUACUUUUCAUUCAGUUCUGCCUCUAUCCUCAGAAUUUGUCUACAAGUGCAAGUGCAAGGAGUCUUGUAGUGAUACGGAAAUAAACUCUACAAUCACAUGUGGACAAUAUGUUUGGUGUUGUAACAAAACACUAGAAGAGUCAAUCGACGGUGGCAAUGAAGGAUCAAACAAUGAAGGUAAAAGCAAUGUAACAGUGAUACAAAAUGGAAACAAAGACGAACAUUCCGAUUUUUUAAAUGAUGAUGAUAUUGAUCUUGCUAAUGAUACAAUCAGGAAUGAACAGGGUAAUUCAGACACUGAAAGUCAAAAGAAUCAAAAUUAUAACAAAAGUGAAGAUCAUGACAAAACAAUACAUCGUCACAAAACGGUUGGGAUUGUUCAAAGACCUGUCGCAAGCACAACUUCCAUCUUAAGAAAUGGUAUCAAAUAUACGUUUCCUAUUCAGAAAUAUCCUCAGGGGAAACCAUUAAUCGGUGAUUCAGACAAGCUGCAGGAUAGUGCCACACCAUUCAAACUGUUUGUUGACAGAUAUAAACAUCCUUCUUAUGAUUCAAAACAAUGGUUUAGAAAAGACCACGUUUGGCAUAAUUCAUAUGGUUCAAUUCAAAUGCCAAAUAGUUAUCGACUAUCCCAGAGUGGUGGGGAUAUAUUCCAUGGAGACCUGCAUCAUACGACUGAUUCCGGAGAGUAUCAGGAUGCAGUGUGGAAUUUAAUGAAAGGUGAAAUACGGAAAUCUCGCGAGCCUUCAUACAGACACCCAUUCGAAACCGGAUACGGUGUUACGUUAGAUUCUAGAAACAAAAAUCUAAACUUUUACUUUAAUAAUGAAAAUGGAAAAGAAUCAAAAGAUAUAUCAUUGAUUGAUAUCUUAGAUCAUCAGAUCAGAAUGCCAACUCAACUACCGUUUUUGACUACUACGAUCGACAAGAAAGACAUUUUCAGCAACAAAGAUCAUCAAAUUCCACUCAUUAUUCACAAAGAAAGUGUAUGGACGGACUAUUUCAGAGAUCUAAAAGUGAAACGAAAACGGCGGGAGAAGGAAAUUGAAGAACGUCACCGACAGUCAUUGUUGCAGGAAAUGUUUCCUCUCCAACAGACAUCAUCCGUCAGUAUGGAUAAUAUCAUGGGUCCUUUUAACCAAAUGAUGUCAAUGAAUCCGUGGAUAAAAUCUAAAAUAAUUCCGAAAUUUCAAAGAAAGUACAAACAUUCUCCACGUGUUUUGGGUAUAAAACCAUGACACUUUGCAUAAUGAGAUAAACACAAAUUUUCGUGGAAGCGUCAUGCGAGAAGUAUAAAUACUGUUCUUCCAGAUAAUUUCGUUUCAGCUUACAAAUGGCUUCAGGUGCAAAGCAAAAAUAAAUAUACGAGGUGGCCAAACUUACUAGAUGGUAGAGUAACAUUGAUUUUGGUGUAUAUAUGAAAGACCCAGGUCGACGUGCAGUCUCUGGUUGGUUUCGACGUCUAAUGUGACAUCAUGUAUUACCAAAGUAACCUCCUUUUGACCCGGAGUCUAAAGAUGACAAACACAGCUGUGUAUUAUGACUUUUGAGAUGUGUUCUUUACUUCAGUAUGAAGAGAUACCUUUCAUGUAGAUAUCACAAAACAAACACAAGAACGGACAGCAAUAAAAAAUAACUUUUAAUAUCUGUGGCUGUACAAUUCAUUCUUGAUCUAGGAGGUGUUGAUUAAUUUUGAAUCCGUAUACAGCUAUUUUCAACCUUAAAUUAUAUAAUUUCAUAUUUGUAGCUUUUUAUAUAUUUCAACAUCC